CGGAUUUAUCAACCACAGAGAAAAUCAAGAAGAUGUAAUGUCAUAAUUCUGCGCGGCGCGCGCCAUUGUUCAUCUGGUGGCGCUGCAGAUAGUUUUUAGAGAAGCGGCUGUGUUGUUUUAUAAGAAAAAUGGCAAAAAAGAGGGUAGAAAAAAGUGAUAGCGAGGAGGAAGAAUAUUCAGUAGAAAAAAUUAUCGACCGAAGAGUUGUGAAUGGUAAAGUGGAAUAUUUCUUGAAAUGGAAAGGUUAUGAUGAAUCUGAUAAUACCUGGGAGCCUGAAGACAAUUUAGACUGUCCUGAAUUAAUAGCUGCUUUCGAAAAAAAUCGUAAAGCUAAAGGUAAAGUGGAAGAUGAUACCUCUAAAGACAAGAAAAGGAGGCGAAGCAAUUCUGAAUCCUCGGAUAAGUCGGAUGAGACUGAGAAUAAAAAAAAGAAUGAUAAAAAGAAACGUUCUGAUUCAGCUCCAGAAUCUGACGAUGAAGGGAAAAAGAAAACAAAAAAGAACAAAACGGAAUCCGAUGCAGAAGAUGAUGGAAAAAAGAAAACUAAGAAAAAUAAAGCAGAUUCUGAUUCAGAAGAGGAAAAAAAAGCCAAGAAAUCAAGAAGAACCAAAUCUGAAAUUGAAUCUGAAACGGACAAGAAGUCAAGAAAGACUGAAUCAAAAAAAGAUGACGAUUCAGCUAAAAAAAGAAGUAAAAAUACCAAAAGUGAGAAAGAUGAUAAGAAGAAGGUUCUGACAGACUCUGAUUCUUCAGAAGAUGAAAAAACAAAUAGAAAAAGGACUAAGAAGACUGACUUGAGAAAAGUAAGCAUAAAAGUAGUAGAACAAUCAGAUUCUUCUGAUGAUGAAAAGGAGAAGGCAAAAAAAUCAGAUGAAAAAACCAAGAAGUCUGACAGCAAAAAAAAUGACAGGUCUAACAAUAAAGAAAAAGAAAAAACAGGAUUUGAUAAAGGCUUGGAAGCGGAGAAGAUCAUUGGAGCUUCAGAUACUACCGGACAACUUAUGUUCCUCAUCAAAUUUAAAGAUUCUGAUGACACAGAUCUGGUCCCUGCAAAAAUAGCUAAUGUUAAAUGCCCCCAAGUUGUUAUUCAAUUCUACGAAGAAAGAUUGGCUUGGCAUUCGCCUGAUGAUUGAAUCAAUAUUGAAUGCCACUCAAUUAGAUUUAAUGGACAUUUUUUUAUUCUGUUCGUUUGUUGAUAAGUUUUGAAACUUAUAUUCAUGAUUUUUUAAUGAUGGAUUUAUAUUUUUUUAAGCAUUUGAUUAUUAUGUUUUGAGUUUCCUCUGUAUUGAACUUAGAUUUCAUGUGAAACUUAGAAAUAAACAGUAAUAUUUAAUUUA
Coccinella septempunctata (seven-spotted ladybird) is the source of this 1337-nucleotide messenger RNA. Its product is annotated as heterochromatin protein 1-like. The record is from RefSeq and is a predicted model, not a curated record. The coding region runs from base 129 to 1133 and encodes 334 amino acids. Gene Ontology annotation, molecular function: chromatin binding. Gene Ontology annotation, biological process: chromatin organization; negative regulation of transcription by RNA polymerase II. NCBI's taxonomy places the organism in Eukaryota, Metazoa, Arthropoda, Insecta, Coleoptera, Coccinellidae. Gene Ontology annotation, cellular component: pericentric heterochromatin; nucleus. The transcript is spliced from 3 exons.